AUGUUUGUACAUGGCUUUGUAGCGCUGUUCCUGUGUGCGUUCACAUUCCUCCUCAAAGUCCAUUCGACGGGCUGCUUCGACCUCGGUGCGGAAAUGGAUAAUUGCGCGCAAAUUCAUCGUAUUCCUCGCCUCUCUGACAAACGCCACGGCUACGACUUCGGCUAUGGCUCUCUCAACGAUACAGAAUUCAUGUGUCGAACAAAGUAUCACAUAAAAAUCAUCAAAUGCGUAAAGGAGCGCUGGGAGGCGACAUGUGACACCUCUGCGGAGCCAGAUUUUCUGAAGGUUGUGUGGGCCCACACCCUCAACACCAAGCGAUACGAACGCGCGGCCGCCUACAUCUGUCGACAACACAACCUCAGAAUUUUCCAUCAGCACAAGGAUGCCUGUUUGCGUGAGGCGGAACCCGCAGCGGAGGGCUGUUCCAGGCAGACAGAUGAGUCCAUCCAGGAGGUAGUGGGCGCCCUAAAGAAUCAGUCAGUCAACGCCGCUCUUGGACUCAUCGGUGACACCUACCAGCAGCACCUAAAGAAGAUAAUGCUGGUCUACGAAUGCAAAGCAAUGAGGAGGAAGUUGGACUGCCUUUAUGCUCUGCUAUCAUCGCAGUGUCCAGUGAACGCAGUACAACUAAUAAUGAAUUAUUUCAUUGAGAGCCUGCCCACAGGCUGUCACUACCUCUACCGCAGUGCGGGUAAGGAGGAUACAGAGGCGAUGACUAUGGCAAUAGCCAACCCAUCGGCCAUGCAAGGCGACGACGGCACCCCACCACGUCUCAGUCCGAUCCUGCCACUUCACCUCAAUGAGGCCCUGCAGUCUCCCUCCGAUUUACCUCCAAACCAUUGCAGUUGUGGAGUUGGGGCCGACGUGGUCAUCAUCUUCACAAUCCUCAUCAUCCCCUGGUUCCUUGUUCUCAUUGGCUGA
Molecule: messenger RNA, 921 nt
Organism: Hydatigera taeniaeformis
Lineage: Eukaryota; Metazoa; Platyhelminthes; Cestoda; Cyclophyllidea; Taeniidae
Source: the annotation of a GenBank genome assembly